Lates calcarifer (barramundi perch) is the source of this 6799-nucleotide messenger RNA. RefSeq names its product adenylate cyclase activating polypeptide 1b (pituitary) receptor type I (gene adcyap1r1b). The transcript is spliced from 14 exons. Gene Ontology annotation, cellular component: neuron projection; plasma membrane. Gene Ontology annotation, molecular function: vasoactive intestinal polypeptide receptor activity; G protein-coupled peptide receptor activity; peptide hormone binding. NCBI's taxonomy places the organism in Eukaryota, Metazoa, Chordata, Actinopteri, Centropomidae. Gene Ontology annotation, biological process: cell surface receptor signaling pathway; adenylate cyclase-modulating G protein-coupled receptor signaling pathway. The coding region runs from base 470 to 2005 and encodes 511 amino acids. The record is from RefSeq and is a predicted model, not a curated record.
GAGAGGGAGAGAGAGAGAGAGAGAGAGAGAGAGAGUACUUGAAAUGCUCGGCGCAUUCUUGUGUUGAGGGCGAAGCGAGCAGCCAUCCUCAGGGCAGCGGAAUUAGCUCGAAAUAUCCCACACUUAAAAUUCACCCCUUUAACCCAAAGAGAGAAAACUGACUCCUUCUCUGUCCACCUGGGAAUUCCGCUGCAUUUUGUCCCCAACUGCGUUUCGGCUGGAAGUUGCGCUGCCUGGAGCCACCGGGGGAGCCUCGUACCUUCGCAGCCCCCCGUGAGGGUUGAUCGGUUCCCCCUCCGGACUGCGCAGCCCUUCAACAGCCCGGAGGAUCCACAGCGCGGAGAGUUGGCAUUUGGAGGAAAUCAACCCCGAUGCAAUGAUCCCGAGGUGAGCCGACAGCCUGUUGUGUUUGUCUGUGCAGCUGCAAGAGCUCGCUGUUUAGAGGAAACUACUGACUGAGAAAGACAAAAUGUCUGCUGCUAACAUCCUUGCACUUCUCCUCCUCCUAACCCCGGUUUUGAGCCAACAGGUCCCCUCUAACUGUGUGAUCAAGAGGGAACAGGAGAAAUGCCUGGAAAUGAUGGCCUUGGAUGAUCCUGUGAACGAUCCAGAGUUGGGUUGUCCAUGGAUGUGGGACAACCUGACGUGUUGGCAGCCGGCCAGGAUCGGUGAAGUGGUCGAGGUCAACUGUCCCGAACUCUUCUCUCAGUUCAUGAGUGAAGAAGACUACGAGCUGGGGAAGGUGAGUCGUAACUGCACUGAGUUUGGCUGGUCAGAGACCUUCCCUCACUACAUCGAUGCCUGCCUGUAUGAGGAAGGAAACAGCAGCCAGGACAUGUACUAUGUGUCGGUGAAGGCUCUGUACACCGUGGGCUACAGCACCUCUUUGGUCUCUCUCACCACAGCCAUGGUGAUCCUGUGCAGGUUCAGGAAGUUGCACUGUACCAGGAACUUCAUCCACAUGAAUCUAUUUGUGUCGUUCAUCCUGCGAGCUAUUUCUGUCUUCAUCAAAGACGGCGUGCUGUACGCCAAAGAGGACAGCGAGCACUGCUUCAUACACACUCUGGAGUGUCGAGCAGUGAUGAUAUUCUUCCACUACUGUGUCCUGUCUAACUACUUCUGGCUCUUCAUUGAGGGUCUGUACCUCUUCACUCUGCUGGUGGAGACCUUCUUCCCCGAGAAGAGAUACUUCUACUGGUACAUCAUCAUUGGCUGGGGGACCCCCACGGUGUGCGUGACGAUCUGGGCGGUGCUGAGGCUGCACUUUGAUGAUAUAGGCUGUUGGGACAUGAAUGACAACGCUGCCAUCUGGUGGGUGAUAAAGGGACCUGUGCUAGCUUCCAUCAUGAUCAACUUUGUUCUCUUCAUCGGCAUCAUCAUCAUCCUUGUGCAGAAGUUACAGUCCCCAGAUAUCGGAGGAAAUGAAUCCAGUAUUUACCUGAGGUUGGCCCGCUCUACUCUGCUACUGAUUCCUCUGUUUGGGAUCCACUACACUGUGUUCGCCUUCUCCCCCGAGAACGUCAGCAAGCGAGAGCGUCUGGUGUUUGAGCUCGGACUCGGAUCCUUCCAGGGCUUUGUUGUGGCUGUCCUCUACUGCUUCCUGAAUGGAGAGUAUAUCCCUCAAGGUGCAAUCGGAGAUCAAGAGGAAAUGGCGCAGCUGGACGGUGAACAGGUACUUUGCUGUGGACCUGAAGCACCGACAUCCUUCGCUGGCGAGCAGUGGGGUGAACGGGGGCACGCAGCUGUCCAUCCUCAGCAAGAGCAGCUCGCAGAUCCGCAUGUCCAGCCUGCAGGCCGAGACCCCGGCCACCUGAGCAGCACCGCCGGGGACGCUGCAGCCGGACCCGGUGCCGGACCCGACGCCGCCAAACCCACCACGCCCACCCUCGUCCCGAUGACCAGCCUCAACAACCCAUUCCUCAACCCCUACCCCAACCCAUACCCAGACGAAACCAUGAUGGAAACCCAACUCAACUCCAGCGACCCAGAACAGCCUCUAGUCUGACCUGCUCCACCCUGAAAUGUGACCAAACCUGAAUGUCAGGUGCCAAAUAAUGAAUCUCCUCAUCGUCCUGGUUCAGGUGCAGCAGGGGUGAAGACAAACUUCGCCCUCCUGCUCCUGAGCAGCCUAACAUUUUCAAAGGGCAUGAAUGAGGAAUCUAGUGUGUAUCUAGUGUAUCAUUGGGCUGAAACAUGCAGAAGAAGCAUGGUUAUCUCUCUGUAUAUAUUGUGUUAGUGGUGAAGUUGUCUGGUGCUACAGUAUUUGCUGCUGUACAGCACAGAGGGACCAGUCUGUGUCCUCUCACAGUGAUCAUUCCAGUCUGUCUGAGGAGGUUUCACCUGGUCCUCAAAACACAUUUUACACCUUCACUCUUCACUGUAUUCCUCCUUUAAACACAGGUGUCACAGCUGCUGUGCCAUUUAAAAUGGCUUCAUUUCAGACAGACAACACUGGUCACUCUAAUGUAAAUACCUUAAAGGGGCACUCCACUGAUUUUACACAUAAAUAUGAGUUUAUUCAUCGUGUUGAGUGCUGCUCAGCCUGUGUUAACAGUUGUAUAGUGUCUUCUGUGGCUUUGGUGAAGCUGGAAAGAACUCCUGAUACCUGGGGGCAUAGGUUCUGAAAGAUGUGGGCAAGGAGCAUUAUGGGAAAUGCUGUGUUUUUGGGAGCAUGCCUCAAACUUGACACUAACAUUCAGGAAAUCUUGACCUCUGCUGCUUCAAUUUUGACCAGUCUGCUUUUAAUUUGUCUCCUGUGGGUCCCCCAGUUUUAUGAAGGUGCAGCACUAAAAAAGCUGGAGUGACCCUUUAAGUGCGGUGAGAAACCAGGCAUCCUAAUGUACAGUUAAACCUUAAAUGAGUGAACGUUUUGACAGAAAUUAUGCCCACGUCAGUGUUUAAAAAUUCAACUUGUCACCCUUUUAUCAGUUACUGACUGAGGUAAACACUGAGAUAUUUACCUGAAGAAGACCGCCAACCGCGUCAUGUCUAAAUUACUGCAGCGCUCUUGAUGUACAAACAGUGACUGUGUAUGAAAACUCAGUAUUAUUACCCACUACUGGCACAAGCCUUCAUUUUCCUGUGUAAACUGUGACUGAUGUAAAACAAUAUAAUGGUGUUGAAGACAACCAGACUGAGGAAUGUCGAGGAGAAAUUUCACCUGGUGAAACUCGGAGAAGCAGUAUUUAUGAGAAGGACAUAUUUUCUACAGUUAUGUGAAAUGCCAAAAAAAAAGAGUUAAAAAAAUCUACAUAUAAAUAUACGUACACACCAGGGUUAGAUGCUUGAGUCAAAAGUGUUUUCUCCGGAUGUAUGUGCAGCGCUGAGAUUUGCCGACUACGACCACAAACCUCUUUUUAAAUCUCAGCGCUGAAACAAGACGUCGGAGAAGAACACGCCUUGGAGCUCAGUGCGUCUGUAGUUUUAAAAACAGCCGUUAGUACAGAAAAUGUCAAUGAAAACGAACUCACGACUGAAGCAUCGUGAGUUCAACUGCUUGCAUGAAAUUAGCAUUUGUUGUCCAUGUGGUUUUGCUUAUGGUUUUAUUUAGACUUUUUUUGUGAGAAUUCAGUGUUUUAAUUGGAUGGAAAAUUUUUUAACAUUUUUUUUUCAUGAACUUUUAGUGUUUAACUAAAGGCUGCUGAAGAGGCAAGAAUACUGAUUUUAUUGUCUCUUUUAAAAGUCAAACCUCUUCAGCAGCCUCCUGCAGGAAGUUUCAACAUUGUACUGGUCUAAGUGAAGGUUUAGACCGUCUGAAACAUCACAGCACUUCAUUUAUUUUGGGGAUAUUUUCCUGAUUUGUUUCUGACAAACGACCAUUUGAAAAAUCUGUUUUAAUUUUAAUUAAUGUGGGUUUUCUUUUCCCAACAAAUCUCUCGUGCCACCUCGCAGUAUCUCUGUCUUUCUGCAGUUACUGUCUCAGGUGGUACAAGCACAGUGAGGCGGAUGUUACUUUUGGAGAGUGACUUUUAACUUCUCUCAUUCCAAAGACAAAUUAAUCGACUCCUCGCUGAGUUUUUUUUUCUUUGCACGGCCAUAUCUUUUUGCAAAGGCUGGGUGAGCUUUGCAAACUGAUGUCACUGCAGAUUUUUCCUUUGGUCCGACUCAACUAUCCUCUGAAUCCCUGAAAACGUUUGACUCUACUUUGUGUCUCCAAAAGUGCCUUUAAGCACAAAACAAGUAUUUUGACUUCUGUUGAUGAUUUAAAAAAAAAAAAGAAAAUUUGUCUUUUCAUUUCAAAAACGAAACUGCAAAGUCAAGAAAAAGGGUUUAACAAAGUGCUUUUACGAUGCUUAAGACUAAAUCAGUAUUUUAAACCUGGAGGCCUUCAAAGUACUUUAACUCGUCUUUGUGGAAGACGAGCAGAACAUACGACCGAUUAGUGUUUUUAAUAAAACAGUGCUACAUAUAUUAACUCAGUACGUCGAUGUACAGCACAGUAUAUCACAUGCAUACAAUGAGAAAUAUGUUUUUUUUUUUUUUUUUUUUUUACAGACACAUUCUUUAUUUUCUCUACAUGAAAAAGGGAAAUCACUGGACUGAAAAAGUCUCAUUAACCUGAACCACACAUUUUUUUUAAUGUUAUACAAAAAAUGAAACCGUUUUCUACUUCAAAGGGGCUGUAUGCUAAAUGUCCAAUACACAGAAAUAAUUUGGUCCAACAGCAAAUGUCUGAAACUGGAUCCGCAAAACUCCAAAAACAAGUGAAUUCUCUGUUAAACGUAUAUUUACGAUUUCUUUAUUAUAAACACAUUAUUCAUGAUAAUAAUAGAAAAGCACAUCUACUCAGUUCUGUAUUCUAUUGUAAUUAAAUGUUCGUUUUUUCUCCUCAUUAGCUGUUUGAAGUCACACAGUUAAUAUUGCUUUGGUGAUUUGCAGGCAAAAAGACGUCAAAGUACAGAGUCCUGAAACUGACAAGAUGUCUUAAAAUAAUAAUGAUAUUAAUUUAUUAUACAAGAAUAAAAUGGAUUGUUCUUUUAUCCAGUGGUUGGUUUCUAUGCUCCAUUCUAAUUAUUUAACAAUGGUUUUUAUUGACGUGUGUGGUAACUGUUUCAAACAUUCUGUCAGUUUCAGUGCUCCAUAAUCAUGACCCAGACUUUAGAGAUGCUAAAAUCACAAGACCCCAGCAAAACCCACCUAAAACUGACAAUAAAGUCAGUGUAAUUUUCAUAUGAUUAUUAUUACAUUUGAUAGUUCCAGCUUCUUAACUGCUUGUUUUCCUUAUCUCAACAUUAUAGUAAACUGAGUAUCUGAAUAUGGAUUUUGGACUUGGUCAGAUAAGACAAUUGUGAUGGUAUUUUUCACAGUUUUCUGUUGUCUUAUAGACCAAAUAAUUUAAUAAUUAACUAAGAAAAUAAAAUAACCUAGACCUUUAAAAAACUCUCAUUAUUCAAUCAAGUUUGGUCCAGUUUAACCCAAAUGUAUCAACGUCUUUUAACCUGCAAAUAUCCAGAACCACUCUUUCAGUGAGUCCAGACCAGGCAAGGGCAUAGAGAGAGAAAAGAAGGGCUGACCGGAAACUGUACUGUCCUGUUGUUCUGCUGUGUCUAUUCAGUCUGACCUGCAAUAAUAACAGUGCAGGUCCAACAGCAGCCAUAAGGGGGCCCCGUCUCAUCUUCUGAUGUUUGGGGGAAAGGGCUGGACAAUCACCACCUCUGCUCUGGUUCAUUUGAAUGUUCAGUCGAGUUCAUUAUAAACAUUUAAGACAAUCUCAUCGGGUCAAGAGCCUUGAUUCUGUUGGUGUAUUUAUAAAUGAUUUCCUUCAGUGUUAAUAUGGGAGUUGGAGCCUUAUAUUGCCAGUACUAUGUUGAUGUCAGACAAAGAUGUUGCUACUAUUAUAAGAAUAAAUAUUCAUUUGAACCUGUUGUUUUGAACUAUGAAGUAGUUAGUUGAAGUGUUUGAAAGGUCUGUAGCCAACCUUUGUGACUAAAUAAACUGCAGUUUAAAUGUGCGAGACAGAAACAAGUUGCCAACGUUGUACCUUGUAAAUGGAGUUUUCUGUGGUUCAAAGUGAAUAGCUGUCAUUUAAAAAAAAAAACAAAAAAAGUUUGCGCUGUGAUUGUUCUCAUAUUUUUAUUAUUAUUAUAUAUUUUUUCUAAAUGGUGGUCGUGUUUGCUACAAGUAUAAAGCCUCCUGUAAUGCCUCUGUACUCUCUAAUAGGCUGAUGCAUGCGUGUUCAAUUGUUUUGAUCUCAUUUGACCAGCAGAUGUAAUCACAAGGGAGGGUCGAGCUUUCAGGCCAUUAAGGGAAUCUGAGCUGCGUCCUUGUUUUGUUUUUGGUUUUUUGAAUCCGUUGUAACAAGUGGAUGAGGCAAUUAAUAAGCUAGAACGCAGACAUUGGGUUUCAACUGUGAACGAUUUAUCUGUAGCUCUAGUCCCAGCAGGACCCAUCAAAUACUUUUCCUUUGAAUGUUAAUCUUACCAGACAGGAGGAAAAGAAAAGUGCCAUAAAAACUGCUGUACUCUUUUUUUUGUCCCUAUUGUUUUUACUGCAUAGCAUGACAUGAAAAUUAAUUUGAAAUGUUUUUCUUUUUCGCUUUUUGAUGGUUGUUACCUUUAUUGAAUUGCUUCGUUGUGCUGAUUGCCUGUUUGAAUCAGUUAGAAGUACUGAUGGCUGAAUGUAAAAGUAACUUAACACACUCUGCUGUGCGCUCUGUCUGCUCAUGAGCUCUUCUUUCUUUUUUCAUUUGAUCUCUCACUGCACAGUGCACCAUUUUAUUUUGUUUUUGUUUGCACAUUAAAAGGGUUUUUUGUACAUUAUGGAAGUAUCGACAAUAAAUGUUUCUAACUUGUUGGCUCGA